GACGGAUUGGCAACAAACGAAGGUAAUCAGACAAAUGACUGAAAUGAUCUCUGAAACGUAAGCCCCAAUGGCGUGAACUUUACAAGUUGCUGUGCUGUAGCCUAAUGGAGGAUUUCUCUGAAGACCGCCCAUGAUUUAGUUUUGCCUCCUUCACUGAAAACUUCGGUGUGCGUGCGCUUGUCAUCCAUUAUUUAUGUUCCAAACUUCUGGGGGAAUGCGCUCGCAUUUGAAGCCGAGGCAUACACUACUCUAGGCGAAGAAGCUCAGCUCAUCAGACCGCUCUGUCAACUGCUUCAUCGGACCGUCUGCCUCAUCAUCACCUGAGCUGAAAAGUGAAUUGGAUGACCCUUCUAAAGUGGAGUCUGACGUUCCCUCAGUAAACCAGAGGCCCCAUUGUCGCUCAUCCAAUCCCCACAUCCUGAGAGUCUUUGAAAGGACACGGAUUUCAACUUUUCUGGGGAUUUCCAGGUGUUGUGAGAGCCAUUACUUUAACCCAGCGGCCUGCUGCGGACCCCUGGGUGUGCUCCGCCGCCAUGGCUACCAACAGGGAACAGCAGGUGGGUCACAUGACUGGCUUCCCACCUGCUGUCUACCCCUUUGCCUUCAACUCCAUGAGAAGCCACUCCCCUUUCGACCUGCUGGCCAACAGCAGCCUGUUUGGGAGAUUUGGUGCUGACCUGCCCAAAGAGAUGGCUGCACUCUCGGUGGAGACUCAGAGCACCAGCUCAGAGGAGAUGGUACCCAGUUCUCCGUCUCCACCUCCCCCACCUCGUAUCUACAAACCCUGCUUUGUGUGCCAGGACAAGUCCUCAGGGUACCACUAUGGGGUCAGCUCCUGUGAGGGCUGCAAGGGUUUCUUCCGCCGCAGUAUCCAGAAGAACAUGGUGUACACCUGCCACCGAGACAAGAACUGUCAGAUUAACAAGGUCACACGCAACCGCUGCCAGUACUGCAGGCUGCAGAAGUGCUUUGAGGUCGGCAUGUCCAAGGAAGCUGUGCGUAAUGACAGAAACAAGAAGAAGAAGGAUGUGAAGGAGGAGGUGGUACUUCCAGAAAGCUAUGAACUAAGUGGAGAGCUAGAGGAGUUGGUCAAUAAAGUCAGCAAAGCUCACCAAGAAACCUUUCCGUCACUUUGUCAAUUGGGCAAAUACACCACCAACUCCAGCUCAGACCACCGUGUCCAGCUGGAUCUGGGUUUAUGGGACAAGUUCAGUGAGCUCUCCACCAAAUGCAUCAUCAAGAUUGUGGAAUUCGCCAAGCGGCUGCCAGGUUUCACCACCCUCACCAUCGCUGACCAGAUUACUCUACUUAAGUCGGCCUGCCUGGAUAUACUGAUGCUGAGGAUCUGCACACGCUACACCCCAGAACAGGACACUAUGACCUUCUCAGAUGGCCUGACUCUGAACCGGACUCAGAUGCACAAUGCGGGCUUCGGACCACUUACUGACCUGGUGUUUGCCUUUGCUGGCCAGCUUCUACCCCUGGAAAUGGACGACACAGAAACCGGCCUCCUUAGUGCCAUCUGUCUCAUCUGUGGAGACCGUAUGGAUCUAGAGGAGCCCCAGAAAGUGGAUAAACUGCAAGAGCCUCUACUUGAGGCUCUGAAGAUCUACGCCCGCCGCCGUCGCCCCAACAAACCCCACAUGUUCCCCCGUAUGCUGAUGAAGAUCACCGACCUCAGGGGCAUCAGCACUAAGGGUGCGGAGAGAGCCAUCACUCUGAAGAUGGAGAUCCCAGGGCCAAUGCCUCCGUUGAUCAGGGAGAUGCUCGAAAACCCAGAGGCCUUUGAGGACCAAACAGAGUCCAACGAGAGCCCACCGCCUCCGCCACCACCACCACCUCCACCACCAGCCCUGGUCCUGAAGCAGGAGGCUGAGGAUGAGGAGGAUAGCUGGGCCACAGAGAACGGCAGUGAGCCAUCGCCGGAGGAGGAGGACGAAGACGACGAUGACGACGUGGGGGAUGAGGAGCGAGACAGGGGCUCGGACAGUGAUGGGGAGCCCUGGGGGGUUCUGGAUGCCAUAGAUGGGUCGAGGAAAGGCCUUGUUGGGAGGGCGCAGUGAACAGAGCAUUUCAUACAUACACACACUCAUGCACAUACAGGUUCAAACACACACACACACACACACACACACACACAUAAACACACACAUACAUAGAGACAUACAACACAACCUCACUCACUCUCCCACCUCAAGAAAAAUGCUGGCCUUCCCUCCCCCCUUUCUCUCUCCUUACUGCACAUCAUUGUGUUCUCCACAGCGGAGCACAGCAGAGCCUUAUGUGUACAGACACUUUCUAACUCAGGCCACAUGGUCCAUGACAAGUGAACUACAGAAAAAUAAAGGAGAGAUGACAGUAAACCAUAUGAACUCCUGGCAUAGCCAAGAGGGAAGUUAACGUGACAAAAAGAACCUAACCUCUUUGAGAAAGCUAAAUGUCUCUUUUUUCCACUAUUGUUGUUUAUAUCUGAAUAGGGGAACGGCCAAACCAGACACCAGAACUGAGCAGUUGAUUCCGAUGGAUUACAACAAGCACAUUUCUCAAAAGAAAACAAGAGUACAGGGCAAAACCAAAUCGAGUAUGCUUAUCUUUUGUUUUUGUGGUUAAUUGCUUUUGAAUAGUUUUCUGUUUUUCAUUCUUUUCAAUUUAUGAAUAAGUCCAUACAUAUCUAUAUAUCAUUAUAUUUUUGUCUUUAUUUGUUAUUCUGGUUUUAUAUAUGAAUUCUUUAGACAAGUUUUUUCUUUGAAGAGCUUUCCUGAGAAGAUAUUCAGAGGGAAAGAAGGGUAAUCAGAACUGGCUGGGUCUUCCUUAGCAGCUACAUAUGCUAAGCUGGGGCUUUUUUGGGCACUUUGGCUCACUGUGGAUGUCAAUGAUAAUCAACCCAGAGGACUAUUAUGUUGCAGUGACUUAAUCUGUUUCUGUUAUCAGGGAAUUGGCAUUAUUCUGUUUUGCUAUCAUUGCAGCCAACUAAUGCUGUCAAUGUGGAAAGUAAGUAUCUAUGUGCCAAAGUUAGGAGAAGUCAUCUUUGGAGCAUGAGUUUGACUACUGGCAGGGACUCCAGCCACAAUCCAGUGAUCCUCACAGCAGAGAGCUCACUCACACAUGCACUAACACAAACACACCCUAGGUCUCAUGCACAGUACAUACUGUACACACAUACACACACUCCUUUCACUCUACCCUCGGCUGUAGCAGAUGUGCUGACCUGGCAUCGAGUGCCCAGACAGAGAUUUACACUUUACACCAUAUAUGUAGCACUUUUGUGAUCCUCUAUUCAAGUGAGGCACAUCUCAUCCGCUGAGAGUAGAGUUACUGUCUGUGAGCUUUUAUCUCUGUUAGCAUGUCCAAACUGAUGACAACAUCAACAUAUAGGAUACAAUCAACCUUAGAGCACUCCCCGAUGAUGUCAGUAGACAAAAACAUCCACACAUAAUAGCAACAUUAUUCAUCAACACAAUGAUCAAAGACAUAUGCAAGUCAAAAGCAGGAAUCCUUAUGGAAGACAUUUUGAAAUCAGACUCAGGGCUUUUCAGUAAGGACCAAACCCUAGCUGCUCUCAGGCACGCUAGAAACAGGCAAUAUUUAUGUGUGUAUUCUUGACUCCGUUUUGAUCAGCUCAACCCCUCUGCAUGUACAUAGAAGGUGACAAGUCUGAAAAACAGCAUGGAUGCCAGUCUGACUCUCCCACAGGGGGAUAAAUCACCGUCAUCAUCAUCAUCAUCAUCAUCAUCAUCAUCACUGCCCCGCCUGUGCUCACGCUGGCAUCCAUGCAGCAAACUGCCUUCUCAUCCCAAAAGCCAUUAUAUCAUGUCUUCUUAUGUAUAUCCUCGCUCUCUUUAAAGGAGCAGUGGAGGAUUAUGUGUUCUAAUGUAUCAUUUAUUGCCAAAAUGUCUCUGUAGGCGAUCAGCUGAGAGGGCGCAGCUGAUAUACAGUACAGAGGUUCUUUUCUGUCUCUCUUUGAAGCAAUAUGAACAUUCUUUCUGUAGAGUUGAGAGGUCCCAUCUUCUGAAUAUGGGCAGAUCUCCUCAUUUUGAGUUGUGUGUGUGUGUGUGUGUGUGUGUGUGUCUGUGUGCGUGUGUGGGCGGGCAUGUGUGUGUGAAUGCUUCAACAUGUUUUUAGUCAUUGGGUGAAUGUCCUCGGCAUGGUGCUGUCAUACAAAAACACUUGUGUGAUGACCUCAUCCCUUCUCUCUCUGCUGGGCUGUCAUGAUGUUAAUGAUGGUAAUGCAGGCAGAACAUUGAGAUUAUGUUGUUUUAUGUUUUUGUUUUUCAAAAUGGCCAAGGUGUUGUCUACCUUCUGUUUAUGUCAACUCUUGUCAUACAAAGAAAAGCCAUAUAAACAGUAAGAGGCACAAUAAACUACUUUUGUGAGAUUA
Messenger RNA from Siniperca chuatsi (mandarin fish), 4378 nucleotides. It is a transcript of the gene rarga, whose product is annotated as retinoic acid receptor gamma a. The transcript is spliced from 10 exons. Gene Ontology annotation, molecular function: zinc ion binding; RNA polymerase II cis-regulatory region sequence-specific DNA binding; nuclear receptor activity. The coding region runs from base 534 to 2063 and encodes 509 amino acids. The record is from RefSeq and is a predicted model, not a curated record. Gene Ontology annotation, cellular component: transcription regulator complex; nucleus. Gene Ontology annotation, biological process: regulation of transcription by RNA polymerase II; retinoic acid receptor signaling pathway; cellular response to corticotropin-releasing hormone stimulus. Lineage: Eukaryota; Metazoa; Chordata; Actinopteri; Centrarchiformes; Sinipercidae.